Messenger RNA from Bemisia tabaci, 4355 nucleotides. Lineage: Eukaryota; Metazoa; Arthropoda; Insecta; Hemiptera; Aleyrodidae. The record is from RefSeq and is a predicted model, not a curated record.
CGAGAAAAUUGCCCAAUUAGACCAUUUAGGGCUGUCUUAAGCUACCUUUACUCAUGACAGAACUACGCACGAAAGAGCAUACGUCCAAAAAAACUCUGCGACCUCUCACGCAAUCAAGUCGCAAUUACGUAUGAUUCCAACCUAAUCACCUUAAAUUAUGUCAGAGGCAUAAAAUCAACAUUGCUGGUUCCUUUGAGGGAACAGUUGAGAUUGGCCACGCCAGUAGUAAACACUGCUGACAUUUUGCGAGGAGUCUCCUUUGAAACAACGUCGUUGAAAUAUGAUCCGGAGCGGAGUUGCUUUACAUUGUCUUACGUGAAUGGGAGCGGCUGACAGUGGAUUCGACGGUACGGCGUUACAUGGGGGAGAGGUGGCUGGUGCAUAAAUGAGAUCGCCCCGAUACCUGCUGUACGGAGCGACGAUAAUUCUCACUCUCACCUGGCUCCCGCUCAUCAUUAUCACCGUCCAUAGGAGCGUCACCGUCAUUUCCGGACUCCGCCGCGUCCAGAACAAGGAGCUGAUCGACAGGAAUCUGGACGCGGACUACUUCAGUCAGACGAUCGAUUUCGACUAUGCCGAGGAGAAGAUGGGAAAGCGACGGGAGACGAUGCGGAAGGCUUGCGAGGAGACGGGGCUCAGCGUUCCUGGGGACGAUCCCGAGCACAGACUCAACGCUUGGGAAUACCUCAUCAACAAAGAGCACAACCUCGUAUGGUGCAACGUGUUUAAGGCAGCCUCAACUUCGUGGCUGUACAACUUCAACAUCCUAGCGGGCUACUCGUCUGGCGAGCUUCGCAAGAGCAAGAUCUCGCUGAUCGAACUGGCUCGGCGGCGCUAUCCGCGGCCUAGCGCAGCCGAGCUCCUAGCCGUGGCCAACACCUCUCAUACCUUCAUCAUCGCCCGUCAUCCCUUUGAGCGGCUCCUCUCUGCCUAUCGGGACAAGAUCCUCCGACCCAUAGUUCACACCCUCCACCACAAGCUCGGCUUGCAGAUCAUCCAGAAUUACCGAUUCAACACCACUAAGAAAAGAAAUCACAAGAUUCGAUCAAACAGGCCGACAUUUUCAGAAUUUGUUUCCUACAUCAUUGAUGAGUACAAGAAGACACCAGAAAUGGAUUUUCACUGGAUUCCCAUCCAUCGAUUUUGUACUCCCUGCCUUAUUCCCUUCAACAUCAUCAUGAAAUUUGAAACCUUAAAUGAGGAUUCAGCCUACCUUAUAGAAAAAGCUAACAUUGCGCACAGAAUCAGGCCUGAGUGGAAGAAUCCAAACAAAGAUUUGGUUAAAACACGCUCACUGAUGCAAUAUUAUUACUCACAACUGACGGACGAACAGAAAAAAGCACUGUAUGAUAUCUACAGAUAUGACUUUAAAAUCUUUGAUUAUUCCAAGGAGCAGUACCUGACAUAAGAAGAGAGGUCUGAUGCGGUAAACCGACGAAAUAUGGAAAAAAUGGAGACAUUCGGUAGUUUAGCUGAACCAUUAAAGGCACACAACGACAUACGCUGGGGUAAAAUACAUUAUCUUUGUAUUGACUGAUAAAGCCUCACAAAUAAGCACCAGUGACCUCGGUGAUUGAGCUUGAAGGAGAAGGAAUACCACCGACAUUUGGUUACUGCGGAGGACUGUCAUGGAUAGUAAAAAAGCCAUUGAUAUAAACACAACAUCAAAUAACUCGAGUAAAAUGACGGAAAAGGGAAAAAUUCAUUCUUUUCGUUUUCGUUGCUAAAGAUCACACAUUAUUAAUUGAAUCAGUGAGAACGAAAACACACCAACUCGGUAACUCAGAAAUGCUCGAUUUCCAUUAAAGAUGGUUGAUUUACAUAAAAGUCAUUGAAGUUAGCGCAUCUGUUCCAACUUGGACCUUUAAAGUGUCCAUUAGUACUUGUAUUUCAGCAGCAAAAAUCUUUUUCUGAAAGUAAUUUCUUUACCUACUGUGAAGUUAUGUGUGUGUCUUGAUUAUGACUAAGAGUGUCGGCCAGCCAUUUGCUAUCGGGACUUUAGUAGGACGUCAUUUUCCUUGACCGGGGGUGGCUACCGCCACUCUUGAUUUUAAUUUUUCCGAAUUGGUGUGCAUUUUCAUUCUCACUGAUUCAAUUAACCGUAUCCAUUCAAGGGUGUCUGGCAAAAUUUUCUUCCCCCUAUCUCGAACUUUCCACUAUUCUCCCUAACUCUUGGGAUAUCCCCCUUCUUCACUUUCUGAGAUUUUACCUGACCUUCUUUCCAAAAUUAAAAAAAGCAAAAAAAUCAACAUAGCUAGGCGCCAAGUGCCAUUACAGACUAGUAGGGAGUCCGGAUUAGCUAUGGGCUCAGUAUUGUAGCACUGUGAAGCUAUGCAAAGAAUCACAAUCUUGCAAGAGAGUUCGCAACUCUUCUUGACUUCCCCGGUCGCUAGACACUCUGCCAUCAGCCUCAAGAAUCUUCUACUUAGUAUGACCGCUCUCAGCAUUUAAGGGAUACCCGAAGUUGUCACACUCUAACCAAUAAUAAAAACUAUUGUUAUCGUUGAUACCUCACCAAAGUGGUAGAUAGCUCACACAACUGUUGAUUAAGGAUCGUAGAAUCAGAUAUUCACUGACUUUGACUUUAUAUUGCUCUUGAUAGACAACUUGGUAGAUCAUAGAUUUUAAGGAUGUAGAGAUAUUUUCAUUUGUGAUAUUGAUAAAGUAAGAUUUAUUCGUAAUUCCUUUUUUUUUUUUUUUUUUUUUUUUUUUUUUUUAUAGCAACAUAAACUAUACAAACGCUUGAAUGAAUGCCUGAAAACUAGUUAUUUAGUAUUAAGUUCGAAAUUAGAGAUAAUAACUAUUAUGAUUUUAAGAUGAUAGAAACUGUGAUGGAAAGGAUUAAUGACCUACUUUGUUGAUAAAUUCAGUUUGUUUCUGAUUAGGGAUUGUUUGCGGGAAAGAGAGGAGAUGCGCCUUAAUUACCUCAAGCCACUGCAAAGACAGCUACGCAGAUACAAAAAAAUUCGGCAACGGCUACGCUUUGAGAUUCUUUGAUAUGAUGUUCCUUGCAAUCUCCUGAGUAUGAGCUUUUAAAAUUGGACUGUUUGGGUGCUAAUCUUUGGAAACCUAAGUCUGAAAAGUUCGCAUUUUGGUAGUUUCACACACUUAAUCUUCUUUAACUGCGUCUCGCCCAUUGAAAAGAUCAGACAGAGGACAGACUUGCAGCACUUGGUACAUCAACUCACGAUCAGUUCAAAAUGUAAGGCUCCAAAUCUUAGACUCAGUUACAGAGCCACAUCUCCAAACAAUGACGAGGAAAAUGCACUUUUCAGGUCCGAUUUUAUCAAGAUUGGCACAUAGAAAGUUUGAUUUUAUAAGUUCAUCUUAUGAGGAAAAUCAUAUAAAAAAAUCUUGAAAUUUAAUUGAUGUCGAAUUUUUUGGUCUGUGUGUGUAGUCCUUUCAAGAUUUAUUGACCGGUCAGGAGCGAUUAUUUGUGAUUUGGUACUGGAGUUUUGUUGAUAAUAGACUGUAAUGAUUAGUGCAUUAUUAAUAUUUGAGCAUGAUGAGCAAAUUAUUUUUUUAAAAACCAGGAACCAACGAUUGAUAGUAGAGCUGGCUGAGAAACUACAUCCAAAACCACUUUAUCAUCACACCUUGUCAAAUUUCUUUAAACUUGAGUUUAAAGACAUCAGUGCAAUAUGCCUCACAACAUGACACCUUGCUGUGGAGUUUCAUUCAUUUCAGGAUUGGCACCUGAAUGAGGGAUCUUAUAGUAUUGACACACUUUGGUUUCGAGUGCUAGUGAACAGGUCAAACUGCACAAAAAACGUAUAAACGUUUCCACAUGCAUUUGUAAACUUGCUCACAAGUAUUCAAACUCAAAAAGCAUAAGUGCUGAUUGUACCUAGAGGACUUCCCGUGUGCUUCGAUAAUUAUAGAAAAUUUCACCAACUUUGCUACGCAUCAAGUUGGAGUGAUUAUUAUUCUAGUUGUACCCUUUGCAUACGUUGCAAGUGUUUUAUUAAAAAUGGGGGUCAUCGGUGCAUUAUUCAUCGAUGUUCGUGAAAUGUGUUGCAAAAACCCUCAUCAAUGAUUGUGAAAUUUGCCCGGGCCAUCGAUGAGUGAUGCACUGAUGACUCAAACUUUCAACUUAAAACUGGCAACGUGUGCAAAGAGCAUUGUAUGGAUAGACUUCAAAUUUUGGUAAUAUCUAAAGACAAAAACGGAAAAAAAUGCGGGAAAAGAAGACAAAAAAGAAAAAGGUGCAAGGUAACGUGAGGCUACCUAUUAUUUUUCAUUAAGAACGUUGCCUGGUUGCUAUAAAGAUUCAGCAGAAUUGUUUUUUUAUCCUGAUAUAUUUAGUUUAGGUGAGUAUCUGUGAUAAAAUUUUGAAAUAAAUUGUUGACAUCAAA